UACUGAUGCUUUACAUCACAACACUGUUGAAUUCUCCAGUCUGAUUGGUCAGAAGGCGUUGGAGACAUUUCUGUAACAGCAAGAUUCUGAUUCCAGCUGCAAGGGAAAUUACAGCUUUAUAGUGAUGUGCUCGUUCUCGUUCCUAUAGUAACAGCUCUUUCACAGGGUCUAGUAUGGCAUACGCAAUACAUAGUCUAAGCUUAAUCGUAAACAUAUUAUAAACAUGUCACUUAAAGAAAAAGACGUAUGAUCAUUGUGAUCUAGUUAAGAUUUAUAAGUUAUCUAUUUAUGGAAGUUUUAUGGAAGUAGUCUCCAGUGUCACGGCAGAGAGGACAUUGCACUUUCCAGUUUCUCAGUAACAUUGCAAGUCUUAUUCAUUUCAAGAGUUAGGGUGGGGAAAGAGAGGCUUGUGAGGGAACUAUUGUUUUAUUUUAAUGUUAUAAAGUAAGAGAUCAUAAUGAGAACUAACUCUCUUUUCCAGGACAUUCCAAAUUGUUCUUUGGCUAUGCCCCAUGUUUGUGCAAUAUUUCAGACCGGUUUUUCCUCUUUUCGCAGCUUCAAAAUGGCUUGCUUUUCUCCCAUAGACAGCUCUCUGGUCUUCAUGUCAGUUUAUUCUUUUUAACAACAAAUGCUGUCUCCACAGGUGAAACCCAGGGCUCAAACCAAGAGAAGACAUUCAGAGCUAUUCAUUCUUUAAAGUCCAUUUAACGAGGUACACCUGGCCAGCAAGAAAAAAACAUCAGUCACUCGUUCCAGUAUUUUUGAACAGUUAAUGAAUAGGAUGGCUUCAAAAAAGCUGCCAUAUUUUAAGCUGUGUAACACGUCUAGAUGUAAAUAUGAGGAAAUGAAAGCUGAAAUUCUGAUCUAUCGUCUCAUAUUCGUCUUUUAUCUCAAACCCAAAUGUCUUCAGUAUACAGCAAAAGCAAGUGAAUUGGCCUUGAUGUUCCAAUACUUUUGAAGAGGACUCUAAUUGUAAGAAUUAAAUAUAAUUUCCGUACUGAACAAAGACUGAUUAUCUGUUCAGGCGUUAUUGUGCAGAUCCACAUUUAAGCAUCUUACUAUACACUGUUAAACCCAGUGUUUGUGUUCUUUCUUUCAGUUUCCUUCUGCUUCUGAGUUCAAAGAGCUUUUUCUCAUCCCCAUCCUGGAUCGCCCCUACAGCUGCCUGUUUGGUACAUUCCUCUACAGCAGUGAGCAGGAGAGAAUGGAAAAGGAAGUACAGGGUAAAACAGUCACUGUGGUCCUACGUUAACAGUCAGCCGGAGGACUUCACUAACCCGUUCUAUGUGGACUGUAAAAACCAGGUGCUGUAUCCACUGGCCAGUCUCACACAUCUGGAGCUCUGGGUGGGUUAUUAUGUGCGUUGGAACCCACGCAUGAGACCACAGAUGCCGCUCCAUCAGAAUCUGAGAGAGUUAUUGUUUUUGCGUGAAGAACGUGGAGGAGCUCCAGAGAGAGGCCACGUCAUCCUGCUCCAUCUCCUCAUCCUCAGAGCAUACUUCUCCCUCCUCACAUAGUGGAGGCGGUUCAGCUGGACGGAGAGAUCCUGCAUGCGCUGUGAAGCGAGUGUGUUCUGUGGCGUAUCGGCACCUGGACAAGCACAAGAUCGAGCCGGUGCUCUACAUGAUGGAGUGCUUCAUGUGCGCCUUCUCCAGAACUCUGCCCUGGGCCACGGUCCUCAGAGUGUGGGACAUGUUCCUGUGUGACGGAGUGAAAAUGAUAUUCUGUGUGGGUUUGGUGGUGUUGACGUCCAUGCUGGGUACUCGGGAUAAGCUCAAGGCCUGUCCGGGUCAGUAUGAGACCAUGGAGGUCCUCAGAGCGAUUGAGCCUAGAUACAUGCAGGAGGGCUUCUUCGUGCUCCAGGUUCUGGAGUUGCAGGUAUCGGCACAGGACGUGGAACGUGAGCAACGCAUGCAGCUGAAGCGCUGGAAGAAGAAGCACGGCAAGCCCGGCCCCAAACUCCCUCAGAGAAUGCACAGUGCUCGCACCAUCAUGGCCACCGAGCCUCAUACACACCAAGACCUCCGCCAGAAACCCACCAUUAUGGUCCAGUACCCAUCGAUCCCUGAGGAGAAGUCCGAGCCGAACCUCAGGAAGAAGAGAGGGAGCCUGAAGAAAAACCAAGCCCUCAUUCCGAACCCCUACGCUCUACCUGGCGAGUCUAAACCUAGUCAGAUAUUGGACAUACAGCUUCUGAACCAGGAAAAUCUCAAUCUUGUACUUCCAAAUACACCAUCACAUCCACCACGGCUCCCUACAAUGCAGGAAAAUCAGGUCAAAGAGACGAGCACUUCUACAGAGCGACUCGUGCAGCGUCCUCGAAUUCCUCCAUCGAUAAGAAACUGGCGGAAUCUAUCCCACUGCAACAUCUAUCCCUCCUUACUGCUCCUGUACACGGAUCACCUUCAGCGUAGCGUCCUCACCUGCUGAAAUGUGCUCCUGUCCAAUCCGGACAACCUGACCAUGAUGAGCUCCCUAAUAAUACAUAAAACUCAGCCACCAUUUUGGAUCCAUCUACACACUCAAGCCCUCUGCUAACGCACAACGCACCUGCCACCCACGACUCUCCUGCUGCUCCCGAGUACAAAAAGAACACUCAUUGAUUUUUUUUUUUUUUUGUUGUGCGUGUUAAACAGUGUGAUACGUUGAGGAAUUGAUUAUUGGCACACGUCUACUGAAUAGCAAGAAUCGUUAAGUCUUUAACGUGUGUAAACUAUACUUGUUAUAAACUAUACGUGUUAUAGUUUACACCGGAGGAACUGCAAACAAUCUGAGAGAGGACCACACUUGGUCCAAAAAUGUACACACACUCCACAAAAACUCUGCAGUGCCUGAGGAGUGUUUACUCGCUCCAGUCUUCAGAAGGGAAACUACCUACAGAUUCACUUUUGAAAGACUUUCACAGGCAUCACAAACAUUUGUUUAUAUUACACUCGUAUCAAUUUGGCAGGUUUUUUUCUUCUUAAUCCGAAGCAACCACCACUUCUUUGUGUUUGUAUUUCACAAAUUUCCUUACCACAUCUUACAAGAGCUGCACGACAAUCACAACAAUCCUGUACAAUAGGCACAGCCUUUUCAUUAACAUAACCUCAGUGAAAUAUCCUCUGUCUGUAUACUUUACACGCAAACAAAACAACUCAAGCUGAGAACUUUAUUGCUGAUUCACGUUAUACCACACCGCCUUCUAAUAUAGAUCUGAUCUAUAUUAUAUAUACGUGUACCUUAGAUAAUGCCUCUCUGAACGCCAUGGUGGGACGUUCCCGAGUUGAAGUACUGUACAAGUCCUAAGCAUUAGAUCACCCCAAUUACUCUUGUAUACUCUUUCCAUACCAUCGUGAUCUUUGCCUGACGAAGCCAUACACAAAUCAUAAUUGACAUUUGGGGCCUAAUUCUAAAAUCACCACAUACCAAAUGCACAACCGUUUUGUCUUGCUGCCAUCACAAAAUAAUAAUGUUUAAACCUUAAGUAACAGAGUCACGGAGGGUGUAUAUAUUUUUCACACUACAUGAAGUUUUGGGAUCCUUAUAGACUGUGGAACAGAAGUGUACUCAGUGUGUCUCCGCCGUUUUAUUUCAUAUUGGAGUACAACCAUUUUUCUUUUUUACCAUUAAGGAUGAAACACUUGUUUCUUUUAAAACACCGUCUUUAAAUGUUUUUCUACCUCCUAACUAAACCCUCGGACUUAAGACACGAUCUUUGGAGCUGUUGACGCCCUGCUCAGGGUUAAACAACAACGUCUUUACAUUACCUUCAUUAAUAAUUUGUCAAUCUAUCCUCUUGGUUUUUUUAUUUUUUUUUGUAGCAAAAGUCAGGUCCUCUCUCAUUUCAACAGGUCCUCUUGUUGGUGAAUACACAGCAAUCUUCUAAGGGUAUUAGCAUUUCUCGGAGCAGACAUUGUAACAGAUAGUUGCAGAGUUUCUUCUGUGUUUUAACUACAACAUCUUAACCAUAAUUUUAACACUGAGACACAUGACUCCCUUUAAUUCGUUAACAAACACAUUUGUAAGAAUUCUGGUCAGCAAAACCCCCAAAAGAACACCUGUGUGUCUCUCUCUCACACCCACCCCCACACACCCACAUGGUCAUCAGAGGUCAUAAAUGUACUGCUGGGACAUGGGAUGUCAAAGCAUAGACGAAAGCUUAUGUAUUUAGCGACAGUUCUGUGUAAGUAUCCUCGUUGGCGGACCAUUUUCUGAAAUCUUGUUUAUAGUUUAAACAAAAUGCACGACUCUUUUAAAACACCGUCUUUAAAAAAGGUUUUUCACCCUUAAAUUAACCUGGUUAGAAGGUAGGAUAUGUAAUACAUAUUUUCAUUUUCUUCAGACAUAUUGUCACUUCAGUCUUCACAACAAAUAACACUGAUGAUUUUGACCUUUCUUUCAGUAAAAGAGAACAACGACAUCAUACAGCCUUGAAGGACUGUAGAAAUUUUUAUUUUAUCAUCCUAAAUGGUUAGGUUUAGAAGGCAUGUAAUACGCGCGUUUCUUAUAAAACACCGUCUUUAAAACGUUUACCUCCUAAAGGGACCUAUUUAGAAGGUAUGUAAAAACUUUUUUUUCUUUUUGAACAUUUGAACAUCGGGUAUAUCAAUGUUUUAGAGUAUUUAUUUCAGUAAAUUUUUAUUCAAAGUCAUGCCAAUUUCUCAAAAGUGCAAUCAAUAAAGUUUAAUUUAUUUCACAA
Ictalurus punctatus (channel catfish) is the source of this 4681-nucleotide messenger RNA. RefSeq names its product TBC1 domain family member 10A-like. The record is from RefSeq and is a predicted model, not a curated record. Lineage: Eukaryota; Metazoa; Chordata; Actinopteri; Siluriformes; Ictaluridae. Bases 1624 to 2430 code for a protein of 268 amino acids. The transcript is spliced from 6 exons.